Prorocentrum cordatum is the source of this 2084-nucleotide messenger RNA. NCBI's taxonomy places the organism in Eukaryota, Dinophyceae, Prorocentrales, Prorocentraceae. The record is from the annotation of a GenBank genome assembly.
GAGGAGCCUCCGAAGCCGCCGCGCCUGCCCCCCGCGGCGCGGCGCCGGCCCGACCUCUCCGCGGGCGCGCCCGCUGGGGCCGUGUUCGUGCACGGGGCCGGCGACUGCGACCAGCUCGGCCUGGGGGACGCUUGCCGGGAGCGCCGCAAGCCCGCGCCCCUGCGCGCCCUGGAUGGCCACCAUGUGGUCUCCCUGGCGUGCGGCGGGCUCCACACGCUCUGCCUGACGUCGGACGGGCGGGUCUUUGCCUGGGGCUGCGGCGACGACGGCGCGCUCGGUCGACCGGGCGGCCCAGGGGACUGCGAGCCGCGCCCAGUGGGGCUGCCCGCAGGUGCGGCGGUCGGCGCAGUGGCCUGCGGCGACAGCCACAGCUGUGCUCUGGACCUCUCUGGCCGGCUGUGGUUGUGGGGCAGCUACAAGGACUCCUACGGGUUCGUCGGGGUCCCGCGCGCCGGGGGCUCCGUGCUCGAGAAGAGCCACCAGCCCGGCCUGGUGGAAGGGCUGCCUCCAGUGGCCGGAGUGUCCAGCGGCUCCAACCACACCCUCGCCCUCUCGGCUUGUGGCCAGGCGUUCGCCUGGGGGUCCAACCAGACUGGCCAGCUGGGCAUCGACAGCGCGGAGUGUUGCGAGUGCCAAGAACCCAAGAGGAGGGCACCUCGCCGGGCGGGGCCGGGCAGCGGUCGUCCGCGCGCCGGGCGACGCUGGCAGAGAGGCAGGCGCUGCUGCGGCCGCAGGCCCUGCGCCUGGGGCCCGAGGUGCGCGGCGCUUUCGCGUCCGCGGAGGGCAGCUUCUGGACCGUGGCGGGCGCCGCCUUCGGUUGCGGCCUGAACGCGGACGGGCAGGUGGGCGUGGGCCACGCCCGCGCCUGCGUGGCGCGUUACCAGGAGGUGCCCGAGAUCGGUGGCGCCGCGUGGAUCGGGGGCGGCACCCGUUUCUCCGCCGCGCUGGUCGGCGGGGGGCACGCCGGCGGAUUCACGUGGGGCAGGGCGGCGGAGUGUGGGCGCGGCGAGCCGGCGCACUCCGCGCUGCAGCUGCGGCCCGCUCCGCUGGACCUGCCGCCCAUCCGCGCGCUCCGCUGCGGCAUGAGCCACGCCCUGGCGUGCUCUGCCGAUGGCGAGGUCUUCCUCUGGGGCUGCGGCACCACGCACCAGCUCGGCAACCGGCCCCGCUCCGCCGAGGACCCGCACGACGCCGAGGCGGAGCCCGGGGACGAGCUCGUCCCGUACCGCCUGUCGUCGAGGCGGCUCGAGGGGCGCUUCGUGCUCCUGGCGGACGGGGGCGCGCAGCACACGGCCGAGCUAGUGUGGCGCGAGGGCCCCGACGGGGUGCAGGACCCGUGCGCGGAGAGUGACUGCGAGGAGGCGCCCGCGGGGCCCGGCGGCGAGGCGCCCGCGCUCGAGCCGCCUGCGGCCGCGGAGGCCGGCGGCGGCGGCGACGUGGUGGUGGUGAGCACCAGCGCCGAGUUCUGGCGGGUGCAGGUCGAGGCGGUCUACCGGCGCCGCAACCCGUACAAGCUGCAGAACGUCCCUGCCCUCCUGGAGAAGUACAGCGGCCGCGAGGCGACGCUGUACGCCAAGGUCUGCCUGAAGUACGGCCUGGACCCCGGCCGCUUCUACGCGGAUCCCGCCGCGUGGGAGGGCGAAGAGGGCGACGUGAAGGACGACGGUGAGGAUUCGUCGCCGCGGCUGCGCGACGAGACCGGCGGCGCGCUCCCAGCAGCGACGGCCGCCGGGCGCAGCGAUGAUGCUGGCGGCGACCCGCCGCCCGCAGAGCAGCUGCUGCUGCUGCUGCCCGGCCAGGCCGCCGGCCCCGCCGGCCCGCCCUCCUCCGCCCCGCCUGCGGCGGAGGGCGCCCCAGCCGUCUUCUACUUCGGGGCCACCGCCGCGGGGGGGAGAGGCGGGGGAGCCGGCGACAGCGGCAGCUCGGACGGGGAGGGGGGCGCCCCGCCCACCCGGGCGAGGCGGGGGGCGGCCGCCGCCGGGGCGGGGCCCCGCGGCGAGGCCGCGGCCAGGCCCCGCGGGCCGCGGGCGGGCGUGCUGAAGGCGAAGCGGCCCCCGGGCGGGCGCGGGCGGGGCCCGCGGUGA